AGUACGAACGGGGAUUUUCUGCAAGUACAUCCGAAGUUGUGAGUUCUGUAAGUCAUAAGUAAAAUUUGAGUGCACUGAUAUUCUUUAAAAAAUCGAAUACGCUUCACUAUGCUAUAUGAAAAGUAUCUUAGCGCCUCGUUAGUGGCGAUCGGUUUGUUACGAUUUAGCUCGGCGUUAGAGCCUCUGACUAUCAUGAGUAUUGGUGCUGCUGCUGCCGCCGCCGGAGCAGGUUGGUUUAAGUUCGACUUUCUUAAGAAACAUACAUACUGUAGAUUCAACGAAUGUUGCAUGGUACCUUACCUGAAAAAUGAUAUAGAUGGUUUAAGUAGGAAGCUUAAGCGAAACUUAUUUGGUCAGCACAUUGUUCAAGACACACUGAUCAGUGCAUUGAUGGGUCAUUUGAAUAAUAUAGAGUCCUCGAGCAAACCUUUAGUUAUGUACUUUGAUGGAACUACUGGCACAGGAAAGAACUAUGUAACUGACUUUAUUAUAUCGUCUUUUUACGAGAAAGGAAUCAACAGUAAAUACGUUCUAAAGUUCGCCGCUGAUUUAUGGAUUACCUAUCCUUCUCACGAAGUGACGUCUAAACUUAUCAACAAUGUUAAGGAAAAAAUAAAGGAAUGCAAAUACUCGCUGUUUGUAUUUGACGAAACGCAAAAGAUGCCUAAUGGUGCACUUGACGCCUUAGUUCCACUGCUAGAUCACCAUUCCUCUUCAUUGGAGUUUGAUUACACCAAAUCAAUUUUUAUUUUCCUAUCAAAUAGCGCAGGUAUAGAGAUUGCAAACCGCCUGAAAGAUCUCAUUACUCAUACUGGCCGCCUUCGGGAAGACACUAAGCUAGUGGAUUUUGAGGAGAUAACUGAACUGGCCGGUUUUAACAUAAUCGGUGCACUGAAGCAUAGUCCCCUUAUUACGUCCAAGGUUAUUGAUUACUACAUACCUUUCUUACCACUAGAGGAGGGUCAUGCAAAGCAGUGUAUCCAAGCAGAAUUUGAAAAUUACUGUCCGAGACGGAUGACCAAAGAAAAGAUAAAUGAGGUUUCGAAGUUGACUAUCAAAUUGGAUGAUACUGGAAUGUUUCAAGUACACGGCUGUAAACAAAUUAGUAAAAAGGUUGAGGCAAUGUGCUACACUUAGUUCGGGACAAUAUUUAUAACUAGCAUUUGAUCUAUUUUCAUAAUUAGAUAUUCAAGAUCUAUGUAAUGCUGACGUUGGGACGUCACCGAACUUUUGAACUAUAAAGUAAAAAAAAAACAUUUUUGCUGAGAAGAGUAUGUCGUUUAUCUUUCGUUCCAAUCACAAAAAUAUUAAAACUUGUUCAGUUGAAAACAUUGUUUUUCAAAUAAAUAGCUAUUCUUGAAAAAACGCAUCUUAAGGUUAUUCAUUUUCCAAUCGGAAUUACCAUUUCAAACGGAUAUCCGAGUAGAUCUGCCGUUGAGGCUCUGCUUUUGGGAUCGUACCUGAGGCAGCGCUGCAACAUCUCUAGCAACAUGGAUGGAUAGUAGUUUGGAAGCGAUGGAUAGUCUAUCACCGUGUUAG
This is a messenger RNA of Wyeomyia smithii (pitcher-plant mosquito), 1539 nucleotides long. Its product is annotated as torsin-like protein. The record is from RefSeq and is a predicted model, not a curated record. The transcript has 7 exons. Gene Ontology annotation, biological process: cellular response to misfolded protein. Bases 109 to 1137 code for a protein of 342 amino acids. Gene Ontology annotation, molecular function: ATP hydrolysis activity; ATP binding. Lineage: Eukaryota; Metazoa; Arthropoda; Insecta; Diptera; Culicidae.